AUGGAUUCGUCCGAUAUUUAUGGUGGUCCUCCUUUGCAAAUGCCUCUUACGCCAUUCGAAUUCAUCAAACAGCCAAGAGCAUUGCUAAAAAUUACUACCGUGAUUAUUUCGGUCAUCGGUCUUGGUUGUUCAACUAAUGGAUGCACGGUGGAUGGAACUUCGAUAUUUAAUGGAGAUGCGAACGCGUGCCGUUUCGCUGUGGCUGUCACUCUCCUUGGCUUCCUAUUUUCUCUCAUUUCUCUUGUCUCAGACUAUAUGUACGAUAAAACUGCAAAUGUUAAGCGACGACGCUACAUUCUCAUUAGUGACAUUGGAGGUUCAGGCUUGUUCGCGCUACUGAAUUUCGUGGCCUUCUGCUAUCUAGCCAACCGUUGGUCGAACACCGAGAACACGUGGUUGGAGGAGAAGGGUUUUGAGCAGUGGCAACGGCGGAACGCGCGCUCCGUCAUCUUCUUCUCUUUUGUUGCCCUCGUGGCCUGGGUGAGUGCCCCUUGUUCACGCGCGUUUGCGCGCUCGCCAUUUGCACACACAUACGCACCGCUGUAUACCCUCGCGCUUUUCCCAGAGCAGUCGCACUUCUCCAUCUUAAAGCUCACUCGUUUACUUGGUAGCUUGCUACUGGCAACUUUACCCCUGAGCACUGCCCAAAUGGUAGAUAAAACCUCUCUUUUUCAUCAAGGGAGGGCUGGAGCUAUGUAUUCCUCAUCAACUCAUCACACUGCAACUAUAAUCCAUUCGUCAGAUAACAUUCGGUUGCUAGUGUAA
Messenger RNA from Hydatigera taeniaeformis, 765 nucleotides. NCBI's taxonomy places the organism in Eukaryota, Metazoa, Platyhelminthes, Cestoda, Cyclophyllidea, Taeniidae. The record is from the annotation of a GenBank genome assembly.